AUGGAGCGUAAAAUAAACAGAAGAGAAAAAGAAAAGGAGUAUGAAGGGAAACACAACAGCCUGGAAGAUGCUGACCAAGGAAAGAACUGCAAAUCCACACUGAUGACUCUCAACGUUGGUGGAUAUUUAUACAUUACUCAAAAGCAAACACUGACCAAGUACCCAGACACUUUCCUUGAAGGUAUAGUAAAUGGAAAAAUUCUCUGCCCGUUUGAUGCCGAUGGUCAUUAUUUCAUAGACAGGGAUGGGCUCCUCUUCAGGCAUGUCCUAAACUUCCUACGAAAUGGAGAACUUCUACUGCCUGAAGGGUUUCGAGAAAAUCAACUUCUUGCACAAGAAGCAGAAUUCUUUCAGCUCAAGGGACUGGCGGAGGAAGUGAAAUCCAGGUGGGAAAAAGAACAGCUAACACCCAGAGAGACUACUUUCUUGGAAAUAACAGAUAACCACGAUCGCUCACAAGGACUGAGAAUCUUCUGCAAUGCUCCUGAUUUCAUAUCAAAAAUAAAAUCUCGCAUUGUCCUGGUGUCCAAAAGCAGGCUGGAUGGAUUUCCAGAGGAGUUUUCAAUAUCAUCAAAUAUCAUUCAAUUUAAAUACUUCAUAAAAUCUGAAAAUGGCACUCGACUUGUACUAAAGGAAGACAACACCUUUGUCUGUACCUUGGAAACUCUUAAGUUUGAGGCUAUAAUGAUGGCCUUAAAGUGUGGUUUUAGACUGUUGACCAGCCUGGAUUGUUCCAAAGGGUCAAUUGUUCACAGCGAUGCACUUCAUUUUAUCAAGUAAUGACCUGUGUCACGAACAAAGGCAACAAGCAUGCAGCCAGCAAGCUUCGGAAAACCACAGCAUCAAAGGCAUCCCAAAUAACGUGCCCA
This is a messenger RNA of Diceros bicornis minor, 869 nucleotides long. It is a transcript of the gene KCTD4, whose product is annotated as potassium channel tetramerization domain containing 4. The record is from RefSeq and is a predicted model, not a curated record. Gene Ontology annotation, biological process: protein homooligomerization. Bases 1 to 780 code for a protein of 259 amino acids. The transcript has a single exon. Lineage: Eukaryota; Metazoa; Chordata; Mammalia; Perissodactyla; Rhinocerotidae. Gene Ontology annotation, molecular function: protein binding.